UUCCUCAUUUCAUGCAGUUUUCUCUUUCAUUUUUCACUCGUGACAUGAGCUGUGCUGUCUGGAGAAGAUGUAACAACGAAGGCAGAAAUUCUUUUUCUUCAUGAAAUUUAUGAUGAAGGUAACUGAUAGCACUGUAAUAGGAUUAAGAGAAUUAAGAGAAUUUGACAGAAUAAAACAAAUAUUCCCCAGAGACGUGUGACUGAGGAUGACCGUGCUGAAUUUUUGUUCCUCCUUCCCCAAAAUGAAGCAUUCUGCCCAAUACCGAUCAAAAUAAGUAAAUAUGUUUGAGCUUGUCUUUUUCAUGUUGUUCACUCCUGGAGUCAGUGGAUUUUUCUGUACAUCGUCAGAUCUAGAACUGUCGUAUACUUUUUGUGAUUCUUCAGCUCAUUAUUUCAAGUUUAAUGUGACACCCUGCAGCAUGCUGAACAAAUCCGUCUGGCAUGCUGCUGUUACCUGGAUUCCAAAAAGUGAUGUUGCCUUUUUGAAGAUAGUCUUCACAGUCUGGUAUGAAGGUGCCAAAGCGUUGCACUGGAGAGAAGUUCUUUGCAGUGGAACUGAUGACGAAUAUUCUCUGUGUGGAAAGCUGAAAGGAGAAACAACUGAAACAGAAUUUGACAUUAAAGGUAAAAGAACAUCAUUUCCAAAGGGAUAUUAUACAGUUGUUUUACAAGCAUUCUCUGAUGUUUCCGAGCAGAAUGUUAUCAUGUGCUUGAACUUCACCAUGAUAGUGAAACAAGACCCUUUCUGAAUUCAACAAACAUUUUAAAUAAAUCCAGAACUUAGAGGCUCCUUCUGCAAACAACUGGAAUCCAUCUUACAAAAUAUAAAGCAGCUUUCCUGAGGUAGAACGCAUCAAGUUCUGUGUGGAAAGCAACAUGGAGUUCUUAUUCCAUUUAUAGCACGGCUGUGAUCAGAUGCUCAGCCAAUAUACGCAGCUUCUCUUGGAGCUGGGUAUCCCGAUGAAGUCACAGAAUAAUUGCAAAUGGUCAGAUGGAGAACUGCAUUUCAGUGUUGUGCCUUCAGUUAUGGAAAAGCCAAGUACUUCAGACUACGAUACAUUCAUUCAAGAAUUUUUGAAGAUUUGAAGAACAAGAAUUGCAAGUAUUCAACUUGAAAUACAACAGUAUUUCAUAUGGAAGAAAUGCUUCUCUGUUUUUUCCUUUUAACAAUAAAUUUUUUCGUACACUCAA
Tympanuchus pallidicinctus (lesser prairie-chicken) is the source of this 1190-nucleotide messenger RNA. RefSeq names its product lymphocyte antigen 96 (gene LY96). Lineage: Eukaryota; Metazoa; Chordata; Aves; Galliformes; Phasianidae. The transcript is spliced from 5 exons. Gene Ontology annotation, biological process: positive regulation of lipopolysaccharide-mediated signaling pathway; toll-like receptor 4 signaling pathway; detection of lipopolysaccharide. The record is from RefSeq and is a predicted model, not a curated record. Bases 281 to 748 code for a protein of 155 amino acids. Gene Ontology annotation, cellular component: lipopolysaccharide receptor complex. Gene Ontology annotation, molecular function: lipopolysaccharide immune receptor activity; lipopolysaccharide binding; Toll-like receptor 4 binding.